GAAAGGGCGCCGUGUUGUUCGAUCCAUUCCCGCGUCGAACGGCUUCGGUGGACCACGGCGGCCACUCACUUCCAAGACUUAGCCAAGCAAGGACAGGAUGGCAUCGCAUGCACUUCUUGGCGGGGUGCAGCCCCCUCCACCCAACGUACGCGACGAAACGAUCCAUUUGAUCUCGCUGGCGGCGCCCAUGAUGUUGAAUUUCAUGAUGGAAUCGAUGUAUGCCCCGAUCAGCGUCGGUCUUGUUGGCCAUCUUGGCAAACCAGACACGAAGCCAUUCGUCGAUGGCGUCACGAUGGGAUGCAUUUACAUGAUGGUGACAACGCAUGCGGUCGGACUUGGCUUGGGAAGUGCAUUAGACACGCUUGCUACUCAAGCGCACGGCGCAGGCAACUACAAGAAGAUGGGGGUGUACUUGGAGAGCGCCAUGCUUGGCACUGCCCUGGCGUACAUCCCGACCGCGGCCGCCAACUGGUACUGUCAAGACAUUUUAACGAUGUGCGGGAUCAACACAGUCGUGGCAAAUUUGGCGGGGCAGUUCGUUCGCUACUCGACGUUUGCGAUGCCGUUUUACUUUCUCUACGACCUCAUUCGUAAGAUGCUCCAGGCGCACGACAUCGUGGCCCCCAUGCUGCCCAUGGCUAUCGUGAGCAACGGCUUACACGUUGGGCUCGGGCUUUACUUGACUCAAGUGCAAAAGCUCGGCUACCACGGCGUUUUAAUCUCGGGGGGACUCAGCCACGUCGCGUACCCCCUGAUGCAGCUUGCCUACUUGACGUGCAUCAACCCCGUGCACCACACGUGGAAACUCCAGUGGAAUCUUCGGUCCGCGAUCGCGCACCUGCCGGAGUUUUUCGAGUUUGGCCUUCCUGGCAUGGCUACCAUGUUGAUUGAAAACGGCGCGUUUGGAAUCCUCGGGUUCAUGGCAGGGGAGCUGCCGCACAGUUUGCUACUCAUCGCCGUCAACUCGGUCCUGCUCCAAACCAUCACCACGGCCUUCAUCAUGUACAUUGGAUUCUCCGUGGCGACAACUGUCCGCAUGGGGAACGCGAUCGGAGCCAACCAACUCGAUCACGCGCGAUGCAUUAUGCGGGUAUCCCUCGUCGUCACGACGCUCUGCCUUGCUCUGACCACGGGGGGGCUCUUCCUGUGGAGGCAUGACGUUCCGUCGUUGUAUGUCAACGACGCCCAAGUGUGCGACCGCGCAGCAACCGCGUUGGUGUUUGUGCUGCCAUUGCACGCAUCCGAUUCGUUCAAUGCGGUGUGGCAAGCCAUGCUACAAGCUGUCGGCAAACCGUCCCAUGCUGCCUACGUGAAUGCUGUAGCGUACUACAUCAUUGGGUUGCCCCUGGCGGGUUUUCUUGCCUUUAGUUUGCACUGGUCACUCGAGGGCCUCUGGGCUGGGCUUACAAUCGGGUCCUUUUGUGCAUGUGGAGCGUACACUGUCAUCAUGGCUCGGUUAUCGUGGAGGGAAGUCCUCGAAGAAGCGAAUGCCCGAACUGCCGACGAUGGCGACACCAAGAUGACCACGUCAUGGACCGCUCCUCCUCUCGCGACGGACGGAUGCGAGACGCCCAUUGUGCUGUACACGUAACUACCACAGCAGCACCAUCUCGCUGGCACGUGUAGCGUUUGCUUAAUGCACAUUUAUGGUGUCGUCCGAUGUGAAUGGGACGACUUUCAAAGGAC
This is a messenger RNA of Aphanomyces invadans, 1686 nucleotides long. RefSeq lists its product as hypothetical. Gene Ontology annotation, cellular component: membrane. The record is from RefSeq and is a predicted model, not a curated record. Bases 98 to 1591 code for a protein of 497 amino acids. Gene Ontology annotation, molecular function: xenobiotic transmembrane transporter activity; antiporter activity. The transcript is spliced from 5 exons. Gene Ontology annotation, biological process: transmembrane transport. NCBI's taxonomy places the organism in Eukaryota, Oomycota, Saprolegniomycetes, Saprolegniales, Verrucalvaceae.